AUGGUAGAUGCAAUUCAGGUAAUGGCAGCGACUGUGAACAAUGUUGCGACUAAUAAAGAAGAAAACAAAAUUUCAUCAUCUUUAGAGGCAAGUUUAGUGUCCGCACUCGAGGAUGUACCAAAUUUGGAUGAUGAUACUUUUGUGAAGGCGCUAGAUUUAUUGGAAGAUGAAAAGAAAGCUAAGAUUUUCAUUGCAUUGACUGGGAACAGGAAACGACAGUGGUUGUUAUCGAAGCUCAAUAUUCCCGUACAUAUAAGAUAUCGUAAUAUGGCGAGUUCUGACGAUGAAGAAGAUUUGGUAGUAGUUGUAACAGCAGCCACAACAACACUAAUUGCUUUGCUGCACUGCAUUGCAAUAGCUGCCAUUCCUAUUCCUACUGUUGCAGGGAAAAUUGUACAAUGUAAAUUUUAUCUCGCUGAUGCAGGAUUCGCCAAUAUGCCGCAGUUUAUUACUCCAUAUCGUGGUGUCCGUUAUCACUUGAAGGAAUUUGGUGGAAAUCGUCCAAAAUAUGCAAAGGAAUUAUUCAAUCUCCGACAUGCAUCGUUACAGAAUGCAAUUGAACGUGCUAUCGGUAUACUUAAAAGACGCUUCACUAUUUUGCAACUGCAGCCUCAAUAUCCAUUCGAAUCACAAGUGAAAAUUGUACUUGCAUGUUGCAUCCUUCAUAACCACAUCCGCAGAGAGUGCAUUAAUGACUUGAUUUUCGAUGAUGAGAACUUACAAAACCUACUAGAAACCGAUCCAAGAAUGCAACAAGACAGUGAAUGCCCUACACUUGGGAGAAAUAGACAACGAGAAGUAGCUUCAGAACUUCGAACUUCAAUCGCAGAUGCAAUGUGGAAUGAUUAUCAGCGUCGCCGCUGCGGCUAA
Papaver somniferum (opium poppy) is the source of this 870-nucleotide messenger RNA. RefSeq lists its product as uncharacterized. Lineage: Eukaryota; Viridiplantae; Streptophyta; Magnoliopsida; Ranunculales; Papaveraceae. The transcript has 5 exons. The record is from RefSeq and is a predicted model, not a curated record. The coding region runs from base 1 to 870 and encodes 289 amino acids.